GAACAGGGACCGCGAGAACCAGGACCUGCAGGGCGAGUACCGCCUGGUCGGGGUGCACCACGGGCGGCCCGCCUACCGGAAGCCGGGCACCCGCACCGUCAUCCGCUACUGGUCCGUCGCGGACCGCUGGCUGAUCGACCGGGAGGGCCUGCAGGAGUCCGACACGUGCAACGCCUACGCCGAGCAGGGCGGCCGGCCGCACCCCGCCUUCGAGGACCUGGUCUGGCGCGUGUGGGAGACGCAGCACGGCGAGCACGUGAGGCCUCGGCUGCUGCGGGCCACAGCUCAGCCUCCGCCCGUGACCGUGGUCGGGCGGGCGUGCGGGAAGGAGAACUGGGCCCUCAACGGGCAGUACAAGCUCGUGGGCCUGCACCAGGGGCGCGUGGCGUACCAGAAGACCGGCAGGCACAACCACGCCAUCCGCUACUGGGCCCGGGGCGACAGGUGGCUGGUGGACCUCGAGGGCCUCCGGGACGUCGACGUCUGCAACGCCUACGCGGACUCGCACGGCUCUGCGCACCCGGGCUCCCCCGGCCUCUUGUGGAACGUCUGGGAUUCUUCUCGCGGCGCGCACGUGAAGGACACCUCGAUGCACGCCCUGGUAGCCCCGAGCGUCAUCGAGCUGAUCGGCCGGGACCCUCCAAAGGAGAACACCGGCAUGAACGGGACCGACUUAUCACAUCUACGCGAUGCGCAACGGCAGGGCCGCGUACCUCAAAGCGGACGGCACCGGCCACCCGUCCGGUACUGGCCGAGGGAGGAGAGAUGGCUGAUCGACCUGGAGGGCCUGAGGGAGGCGGACGUGUGCAACGCGUACGCGGAGGCCACCGGCGGCCUCGAGCACCCCGGGGACGUGUCGGUGAUGUGGCACGUCUGGGAGACCAGCCGGGGGCGGCACCUCACGGACCCCGCGGUGCGCACCCUGGUCGCGCCGCACUGGGUCCGCAUCUCGGGGCGGAGCGCGCACAAGGAGAACUCCGCGGUGAAUGGCGAGUACGAGCUGGCGGGCAUGUGCGAGGGCAAGGUUGCGUACAAGAAGGGGAGCGCGGAGCACGUGAUCAGGUACUGGAAGUCGGAGGACGACCGCUGGAUCAUCGACCUCGAGGCUGGCUUCUCCGGGGGCGACAUCGCCAACGCCUACGCCGACGCCAAGGGCGCCGACCACCCCGGCAACAGCGAGCUGGUCUGGCACGUCUGGGAGACGAGCCAGGGCAGGCACAUCGCCGACGAGGAGGUGGUCGCCGACGAUGUGUGGAUGUCUCCUCCCGACUGGAGCAAGGUGCCAGGCGUCCACGACGAAUUCGCGCAGGGCAGCGGCGACGAGGGCGGCUGA
This is a messenger RNA of Prorocentrum cordatum, 1333 nucleotides long. NCBI's taxonomy places the organism in Eukaryota, Dinophyceae, Prorocentrales, Prorocentraceae. The record is from the annotation of a GenBank genome assembly.